AAUGGCGUUGGAACGAGAAAAAUUAAAAGUCGUUCGAUGUUCACAUUUUGAACUGAAAAAGCUUGCAGAGAAAUACGAAAAGCCCAAAAAAGUAAUAAAGGACUCGAAGUCGAUGUACGAAUUUGAGAAAUGUAACACUUUGUCGGAAAUUACCACCGAGAAUAAAAGCCAGGCUGUGAAGACACAAAAAUCAUCACGUCAGCAAAAUAAUAUUUCUUUUACAAAGACGAAAGGAAAGGUUUCUGUAGUAUCUGAUGGUAAUGCUGAUGUUAAUGCUGAUGGAAAUGCAGAGGGGGGACUCUUUUCCGCUGAUGAAAAAAUCACCCGAAAAAAUGGACUUAUCGAAACUAACAAAACAAGAUUAGAUGUAUCAAGAGAACAAGAACCAUUUGUGAAUAAUGAACCCUGUGAAAGCAGUAAGAUAUCAAGAGCUAUGAAGGAGGAUAAUUAUGCGUAUGACAGAGGAUCUAUUUCACCACACAGAUUGCUGUAUGACCCAUCCAAUGAUAAAGGAGAGUCGGUAUUGAAUAGACUUAACAUGAAGAUGUUAAGACUUAAAAUGGAUGAUGCAGGAAAUGAACCAUACGAUGAUAUUCAUUCUGUGAAACAAUAUCAAAGGAGUUCAAAAAAGUUUAACAAGCAAUUGGUUGAAGGUCAUUUAUUUGAAUUGAGAAGUCUCAUCACAGAUUUGGAUAAUCUUCUGUCACGACAAACAUUGGCAAGCAACAAGGAUACUAUAGAGCAGAUCUUCAAACUGAGCUCCAAGGUUCAGGAAAAAUGCAAAGAAAUCAUGUUGACUGAUCUUAAUGUCUUCAUAACUAAAGAGGUGUAUCUAAACCUCUGGCGCAGUGGUAUCUACCAAGUUAUUGAGAAGUUGCGUUUCUUUCAAAGAUCUUCACAAGAAGUUCAGGAUUGUGCACUCGAUGUAUGGCAUAUCUUAAAAGAAUUUCUUCAAGAAACCAAUACUUUCAUACAAAGUCUUGUAACUAGCCUUGAAGAACUGCAUAGUUUUUCAUUGAGGCAUUUUUUAGAUCUUCCAUAUCACUUUGAGAAUUCUAGCCGAGGGGUCAAAAUGUCUUUAUUAUGCUGUCAUCAUUUUAUGAUAUUCCUUGGUGAUACUGAGCGAUACCUACAAAACUUGUCGCCAACGAAAGACUGGAGUAUUGCCAGGUCAUUGUACAUCAAGGCAAGCAAAAUAGCGCCAAGAAAUGCCAAGCCUUUCAACCAGUUGGCAGUGAUUGCUGUGUAUGCGAAGCGGCGGCUUGAUGCUGUGUAUAACUACAUGCGUUGUCUGACUGCCAGUAAUCCUAUUUUGACAGCACGUGAAAAGUUGCAUGCCAUAUUUGAUGACGUGCAACGAAAGGUGAACGAUUUACUGGCAAUCGAUGCAGCUAAGAAAACGAAACAAACAAGCACCAAGAAAAAUACGUUCAACUCGUUGAAUAGUACCAGAAAAGGUAAUUUGGUUUCCCAAUCGAGCGAGCGGGAAGCAAGAGAGGAACGCAGACAUGAAAUGUGGGUAUUUUAUCAAAAUGGCAUUCGUCGAGAGUUUCUUCUUACUCAUCGUGGUCUUCAACGGAAAGAACAGAAUAAUUCUCACAGUGAAAUAAACAAAGAGAGGGCAAUAAUCUCGUUAAACGAGAUUAAAAAAGAGUUUGAAAUCAUUUUUCUCCAUUGUCAUGCGAUGUUAUACUCAAAAAUUGGGAUUGAUCGUUUCUCCCAACACCAUGGAAAGAUGGUCAAUUUGCUGCGCAUGCUUUUGCGACAUCCAUCAAAUGAAGCGGUCCAAAUGAAGCGUCUUGUCGAGAUUAUGGUGAUCAAUAUCUUUGGGAUAGAGAAUGUCGUACAAGAAAGUUCAGGCGUAUGUUUUGAAGGAACGCCCGUGGACUUGGCCUUAAAUUUAGCCAGUGACGUAAUGGAAUGCUUAUGUAAGGCAACUAUUGACGUCAUAACGUCUUCUGAGAGAGAUAAUAGUCACGUGCUUGUGUUGACCAAUUACGUACCAGCAAUAAAAGUGUGGUUCGAUUGGAUGAAAUUAAAUAUUGAUUUGUUGAGGUCAUCUUCUAUAAGCGUAAAGAAGGAACAUUGGACUUCUAUAGCUGUCCUUUUAAACUCGUUGAGACCGUUGUACUACUCAAAUGAUGAAGACUCAUUCACUCCAGGUGACGUAAUUGUUACAUUACCUGAAGAUGAUCUUCUUGUUGGUUUUAAAAUAUUAGCGCAUGCGUCGAAACCGCGAGUAAACGUUGAGGCUAACUGUGACCAGGAAAAGGUUCGCCGUGAAUUAAGACAUAACGCUUUGCAGUCCAUGGUAAAUUUUUUUUGCGACUUUGAAGAUUUGCCUUUGAGAUUCGAGCAAGCUUCUCAGCUAUAUUACGUCACGGACACAAUGAUAAGUGUAUCGAGCGAAGAUAAUCAAACGAAUGGAAAUGGAUUUGAAGAAGUUGUUGUUGAUGAUGAUGAUGAUGUCAUCAUAGAGAGUGUGGAGGAUGUUGACUCCGACUCGGAAUUAACAAGUCCUGUUCGUGAAUUGAGGGCGAGGAAAGAUGCCCUUAAAAAUCAAAUUUUACAUCAACAACAGAGAAAAGAUGAAGCACAAGCCGUACUCAACAAACACUCCAGUAUGCCCACACUCAUGUUAGAGAUCAACGUUCAAUAUCUCGUACCUGAUACAAACUGUUUCAUCGAUCAUCUUAGUGACUUGCAGUCGAUUGUCGAUUCACGGUUUUGUACAAUUGUCAUCCCAUUAAUUGUCAUCAACGAACUUGAUGGUCUAGCCAAGGGAUUCGCAACAAAGGAUUUUAAUGAACAACAACGGGUUCAGCACGUCGCUAUUAGAGCAAGGAGAGCUGUGGAUUUCCUUGAAUAUCAUUUCAGUCUUACCGACUCUCAAAUGUUGGCAUUAACAAGCAAAGGCUCUGUCUUAACAACAAUAGCAUUUCGUAGCGAGGAAUCGUCAGCAGAUAGGAGUAUAAACGAUGACAUAAUUCUCAAAUGUUGCACUUAUUACUGUGAUGCAAAAACAGAUAUCGUCAACAAACUUGCGUCAGCGGAACAACCUUUCACAAUACGACGUAAAGUCGCUCUUCUUACUGAUGAUCGAAAUCUACGCCUUAAGGCGCAUGUGCAUAACAUUCCCGUUGUUAGCAUCCAACAAUUUAUGGAGAUGAUUACGCCCUGACUCGGGCAGCACUCCACACAAACAUGAUUGUAGAGUAAAGUUCAGUCAUUUGUCAACUGCACGACCGUUGUUGUAUGGUUAUGUCAGGUGAUCAAUGAUGCAUUAUGAAUGCGGUGAAGGAGGUUUUGUUGAUUGGAGGAGACCUAAAUGAUAUGCUAUCAUACAGAUGAGAUGCCGACAGUUGCCAAAUCCUGGCAAAUAUAGCGAACUGGAAAAUUGCUGGAAUGACAUGUGACAUGGGAGCAAGUGACAAGUGACAUGGGAACGACAUAAAACAGUGAAUGGUUUUAAAACACUUGUGUAUGUGAAGAACAUGGAUAUUGAAAAAUAAUAUGACCGAAUGUUUUCGUCAAUAUUUUCUACAGCUUUGUAGACGCCCUCUGGGUAUUUUACUAGAGAAAACAACGAUUUCUAGAACAAUAAACGUUUGAAAUGAUUUAUCAUGUUAAACUUAAUUAAGUAAACCAAUGUGGUUUUCUUUGUUGCUGUUAAUGUAUCUGUAAACGAUAAAUAUGGAAAGUCGUUUGUUUGUUGAAGUAGCAUGUCUUGUUCUGUCGUUGAUUUUCUUACUGAAUUGGUCGAAUUAUCAAAAUUAUUAAAGUAAAAAAUCUUAAACUAAAAA
Xenia sp. Carnegie-2017 is the source of this 3803-nucleotide messenger RNA. RefSeq names its product telomerase-binding protein EST1A-like. Lineage: Eukaryota; Metazoa; Cnidaria; Anthozoa; Malacalcyonacea; Xeniidae. Gene Ontology annotation, biological process: nuclear-transcribed mRNA catabolic process, nonsense-mediated decay. The record is from RefSeq and is a predicted model, not a curated record. Gene Ontology annotation, cellular component: telomerase holoenzyme complex. The transcript has 18 exons. Bases 2 to 3181 code for a protein of 1059 amino acids. Gene Ontology annotation, molecular function: telomeric repeat DNA binding; telomerase RNA binding; protein binding.